AUGCUUCCGCUCGAGCUGAAAGUUAUCAAGGCAUACAGUUUGGAAAAAAGUGAGUCUAUUAACAAGAAACUGUCGGACUCCGCUAGGACAAAAGUGGAGAACAACAGGCUUGUCUUGCAUAGAACAAUUGAAAUAAUAGUUCCCCGUGCAAAGCAAAACAUACCACUACGAGGGCAUACAGAGGAAACUAGUAAUUUCUACGCAAUACUUUCUGCAUUUGCACAAAAUGAUGAACUUCUGUCGGAGCACAUAGCUAGCGCACAAUAUAAUGCCAAGUUCACUUCCCCUGACAUCCAAAACGAACUUAUUGACAUUUGCGCUGAACAAGUCAAGGAAAGGAUUCUUAGCGACUGUCCAUACUUUGCAAUAAUUGUCGAUGAAGCUACCGAUAAAUCAACUAAAGAACAGUUGUCGCUCUGUGUCAGAUUUGUUGACAAUAAGGGUACAGUAAGGGAGGAAUUUUUGGGCUUCCUUCAGUGUGCCUCUGUCAAAGGAAUUGAACUUUGUGCCAAUAGUUUGUCAUUUUUCCAGGAAGCCGACCUUGACGUCUUAAAAGUUCGAGCGCAGUGUUACGAUGGGGCAUCAAACAUGUCGGGGAAAUAUCGAGGAGUUCAGGCUCUUGUUCGUGAAAGAUCACCGCAUGCUAACUACGUACACUGCAAAGCACAUUGCCUGAAUCUCGCAUUGGUUCACAGCUCCAAUAUUCCUAAUGUUCGAACAAUGAAGUCAACUGUCCAGGACAUAAGUUUUCUGUUAGGUUACUCUGCGAAACGGCUAGCAGCUUUUGUGGACGAGUUGCCACUAACGAGGAAACAGAGCAGCGAACGAAACUGCGAAAUGGAGACCCACAUUUUAGGCAAUGAAGACCGCUUCGCGGCACAGUAUCGUCUGCCAAACCGAUUGCCAGGUCUACAAGAUGAAAUGCGUCCGUCCAUAUAUGCCGCAUAUGCUCCAGAUCUCCAGCAUUCGUUUGAAGCUUUCGGUAACGAAGGUGGAGAGUUCGGUGGAAUAUCGCGGAAAGUAGACCACCUCGGCUCCAAGAUACGCUCCGACAGACGAGCAAAGAUUUGUACCCGUGUGUUUAUGGCAUUCUCGGAGUAUUGUUGA
This is a messenger RNA of Mya arenaria, 1107 nucleotides long. Its product is annotated as zinc finger MYM-type protein 1-like. NCBI's taxonomy places the organism in Eukaryota, Metazoa, Mollusca, Bivalvia, Myida, Myidae. The transcript has 2 exons. The record is from RefSeq and is a predicted model, not a curated record. Bases 1 to 1107 code for a protein of 368 amino acids.